AUGCACGCGAAGAAACCCACUGACGACUUACGCCUCUGGAUUCGGCUCAACAAGUACCACAUUAUCGCCGUGGGCAGCGAAGAGUGCGUGAACUCCAUCGCAAAGAGCGUCGUUUUCACGUCGAAAAAGUCGUGGGAGGACCAGUUAAGAAGCACUUUGGGCGAUGACUAUAUCCUCGUGGCAUCGCACGCGCUUACUGCCAUUCACAACAUCGUCUUCGUGCACUCCAGCCUCUUGCCACUGCUCGGCAACAUUCAAUCGGACGCCGUAGCCACUGGUCUCGGGAACCAGUUGGGCAACAAGGGAGGCGUGGGCAUCAGCUUCACAGUGGGGGUGACCAGCUUCGCCUUCAUCAACAGCCAUUUCGAAGCGCACCAACGCAACGUGGCCAAGCGGAACGGCAACUUCCACCGGAUCAACCACGAGCUCAAGCUCUCACCAACUGGAGCGCUGGCUUCCCCUACGAGCUCGACAGCGGUGGCUCCUACACCGGGCAAACCAGGCUUGAACGGGCUCGGUCGAACCUCUGCCAACCGGUUCUCAAUACCAACCGUUGGUGCAGGACCCGGGGGUAAGCGCACCGUCAGCGAGCGCUUCGACCGCGUGUUCUGGUACGGAGACCUCAACUACCGCAUCAACGGCACGAGACGCAUGGUAGACACGUUGCUGCUGCGCAACCAGCACGAAGUUCUGCUGGCUAACGACCAGCUGCAGCGCGAGAUGAAGGCGGGCAACGUGUUCGCGCACUUCCGCGAGGGCCAGCUGCACUUCCGCCCCACGUACAAGUUCGACAAGCGUAGCGACACGUACGACUCGUCCGCCAAGCAGCGCAUCCCGUCCUGGACCGACCGCGUGCUGUUCCUGUCCAACGACAAGCUGCACGACGUGGAGCUGCUGAGCUACCGCAGCCAGACGGACUUCCGCACGUCCGACCACCGCCCCGUGUGCGCCGUCUUCCAGGCCAACUUCCGGCCAACGGAGACUGAGUCCGCAAUGUCCCCGCGGCCAAGCAGCAGCGCCCAUGACCAGGAGAACCACGCCACCAGCCAGGCAUGCUCAAUACAGUGA
Messenger RNA from Phytophthora sojae, 1068 nucleotides. RefSeq lists its product as hypothetical. Gene Ontology annotation, biological process: phosphatidylinositol dephosphorylation. Bases 1 to 1068 code for a protein of 355 amino acids. Gene Ontology annotation, molecular function: phosphatase activity. The transcript has a single exon. Lineage: Eukaryota; Oomycota; Peronosporomycetes; Peronosporales; Peronosporaceae. The record is from RefSeq and is a predicted model, not a curated record.